Messenger RNA from Ostrea edulis (European flat oyster), 1038 nucleotides. RefSeq lists its product as uncharacterized. Bases 160 to 1038 code for a protein of 292 amino acids. The transcript has 7 exons. The record is from RefSeq and is a predicted model, not a curated record. Lineage: Eukaryota; Metazoa; Mollusca; Bivalvia; Ostreida; Ostreidae.
GAUUGCUGUCCCGAUUUAACCAAGAAGAUAUUUAAAAACCCAAGGUGAAGGUUAAGCCGCAGAUAGCGUCAUAUUAAGUCGAGAAGUGGCUAGCGUCUCUCUGAUAAUGGAGAUCCAAAAUACCCUAAUCUACUUCAUUCUCAAAGUGCAUCUACAGCUAUGAGUGGCAUUGUUGAGUCCUGUCCUGGGAAUUCUACAGGAUUUGCUGAAGCGUCGUCCAGACUGAACUGUGGUCGGGAUCAGUAUGGGAAUGAUCAGUACAUCUGUGUCCCUAACUACAAUAAGACGGCCCUCGUGGAGUUUUGUUAUAAUGGAAUUAUGGGGUUCAGACAAAGAGGUAAUUGUUUGGAAGUCAGCGAAGGAGAACUUUUUAAAAGAAGUUGUGCAGGGUUUGUUGAAGGCUGUCCAGAGACGCAUUUCAAGAUUAAUACAAUAUACAAAUAUCCCGCCUGCCUGACAAUCAACACAGACUACAAAUGCUAUAUUGCUGACCCGUCUUGUCCAAAUAAAACACGGGAGUUCACUACAGAGGACACCAGGGGAAGCUCUACGACAAGCUUCGGGACGACCUUCUCUAACACAACAGAGACAUAUGACUCUACAACGCUACCUACAAACGCCGUACCUGUUGGGGCGAUUGUUGGAGGACUGGUAGCUUUUCUGGUCAUCAUUGGAAUUGUAAUAGGAAUCAUUGUCUGGAAAAGGAGAAAGAAACGGAAGAGAACAGAGAGACGUCAUUCAAGACCGUCUGAUGACGACAUUGGAGAAAGACAAAAUCUUGCAAACUUACAAAAUGAAAGUGGAUCGCUCGUCAACAAUGCUGCAGGUGUUUCUGAAUUUACACUUUUGUGGGAAUCACUUACAGAUAAGGUAUCUGAUGGCACACCACUUACAAUACAUGCUAAGACUGAGACGGAAACUGACACACUGGUGUAUGACGUUAUCCCUGUGUCCGAGUGGGAGGAAGGAAAGAUUCUGAUUUAUUUGACAGCAAACUGUACCUACCAUGUCAGUUUCUCCAUAAAUACGUGCUAUUAG